Molecule: messenger RNA, 927 nt
Organism: Panicum hallii
Lineage: Eukaryota; Viridiplantae; Streptophyta; Magnoliopsida; Poales; Poaceae
Product: 40S ribosomal protein S9-2
Exons: 3
Coding region: 108-692 (194 amino acids)
Biological process (GO): translation; positive regulation of translational fidelity
Cellular component (GO): cytosolic small ribosomal subunit
Molecular function (GO): rRNA binding; structural constituent of ribosome
Source: RefSeq, a predicted model, not a curated record
CGCCUCCACAGCCUCAUUCGCCUUCCCACCUCCCCCUUGCAAGUCAUAGCACACCUCGCGGCGGCGGCGCCCGAGACCGGCGGCGGGCGGCGGAGGCAGCAUCAGCCAUGGUGCACGUCAGCUUCUACCGCAACUAUGGUAAAACUUUCAAGAAGCCAAGGCGUCCGUAUGAGAAGGAGCGCCUUGAUGCUGAGCUGAAGCUGGUUGGUGAGUAUGGCCUGAGGUGCAAGCGCGAGCUGUGGCGUGUGCAGUAUGCCCUCAGCCGCAUCCGGAAUGCUGCAAGGGAGCUCCUCACCCUUGACGAGAAGAACCCCCGCCGUAUCUUCGAGGGCGAGGCACUCCUGCGCCGCAUGAACCGCUAUGGUCUCCUCGGUGAGGGCCAGAACAAGCUCGAUUACGUUCUUGCGCUCACUGUUGAGAACUUCCUUCAGCGUCGUCUUCAGACCAUUAUCUUCAAGAAUGGCAUGGCAAAGUCCAUCCAUCAUGCUCGUGUGCUCAUCAGGCAACGCCACAUUAGAGUUGGGAGGCAGCUUGUAAACAUUCCCUCAUUCAUGGUCAGAGUUGACUCUGAGAAGCACAUUGACUUCUCCCUUACCAGCCCGCUCGGUGGUGGUGAGCCUGGAAGAGUGAAGAGAAAGAACCAGAAGAAGGCUUCUGGUGGAGGAGGUGAUGGUGAUGAGGAUGAAGAGUGAUCACGUGAUGAUAGCACCGGGUUUUGUUGUUAGGACCAAAUUUUGCUGGCCCUGUUAGGACCUAAACUUGUUAGAUGAACUGAAGCAAAGAGUUGGCCACCGGGUUGUCUAAAAUUGCAAAUUUAAAUUAUUGAAAACCAUCAUUGCUGAGACUGUUUUAUUGAGUUUUUUUAUCUGAUGAAUAUGCAUGUGAAUUCAGUGAGACCUCAUUAAAAUGUUUCACCAGUUCCUUAAA